GCCGGGGAGUGGGUUACCCCUCGGAGCAUGCGCAGUGGGCCCGCGGCGCGGUCCGUCAGGCACUGCGGUAGGCGCCCUGGAGGCUGGCAGGACCCUGACCCCAAGAUGGCGGCGCCCAGCGAAGUGGCCGCGGCUGCCUCCGGCGAGGGUGAUGGUGGGGGCAGCGGCUUUGGGUCGUGGCUGGACGGACGGCUGGAGGCGCUGGGAGUGGACCGAGCCGUUUACGGCGCCUACAUCCUGGGUGUCCUGCAGGAGGAGGAGGAAGAGGAGAGGCUGGACGCCCUGCAGGGUAUCCUCUCUGCUUUCUUGGAAGAAGAUUCUCUUCUUAACAUCUGCAAGGAGAUUGUGGAACGAUGGUCGGAAAGUCAGAACGUUGUCACCAAAGUGAAAAAAGAAGAUGAGGUACAGGCCAUUGCCACCCUGAUUGAGAAGCAGGCACAGAUUGUGGUGAAGCCCAGGAUGGUGUCGGAAGAGGAGAAGCAGAGAAAGGCUGCCCUCCUGGCCCAGUAUGCUGACGUGACAGAUGAAGAAGACGAAGCAGAUGAGAAGGAUGAUUCAGGUGCCACCACAAUGAACAUUGGUUCUGAUAAAUCUCUGUUCCGAAACACCAACGUGGAAGAUGUCCUCAAUGCCCGAAAACUGGAGCGCGACUCCCUUCGGGAUGAGUCCCAGAGGAAGAAGGAACAGGACCGGCUGCAGAGGGAGCGGGACAAGCUAGCCAAGCAGGAGCGCAAGGAAAAGGAAAAGAAAAGGACACAAAGAGGGGAGCGGAAGCGGUAACCCUGGUCCACUCUGUUCUUUCUCCUCGUGGACUUGAGCAAAGGGAGAACUGAUGGCGCACGUGUGUAUUUAAGAGAAAUGAGUGGUUUCCCAAGGCAUUUCCCUUCUGUUCACACGGUCAAAAGGAAAAUCACAAACACUGCUCAUUACAAAAUGUGCCAUGUCUGUGUGGUGUGGGUAAUCAGAUUAUUGUAGUUGGUGUCUGUACCAAAGAUCUGGAAUGGGGGCAACUUUUAUAUUUUAAUCCUGAGGUCCUGGCUCCUUUUGGCCACUUACGAAGUCUUCCCUCACCUAGGAUCAAUAACAGAAAUAGAAAGCUGACAGUUUUCAUCCUGAAGGAGCAGAAUCAUGACCACUUCUAUCCUGAGCUGAAAUGUGGGAGCGUAAAGUACUUUGAAAGUUAUUAUUCACCCCUAAAUGUAUUGUUUUAUGGGUGAAAUCGAAAACUAAUGAAGAACCCUACCUGGAUCCAGAUAUCAUGUUAACAUGGCAACGUCCUAUGAAAAGAGGAAGAAAUUAUGUGGUAGAUGUUCGAGAUUCGAGGGGGAAAAUUUUUUAAAGUUUCAGCUUAUGGGAGGAGAAGUAUCUUUUUAAGUGUAGAUAGUCACAUAUUUUUCCUCAUCUAGGCUGCAGUUUUGAAGAAGGAUGUGUAUUGGGUGGAAGGAGAUCAUGGUUAGCUAGAUUCAGUUUUGAUAAUCAUGAGCCCUCUUGAGCACCAGUAGAGAUUUUAAUCCUGAUCUGCCCUAAAACAUGAAUAUAAAGGCCUGAUAAUUACAGGUUGAGAGAAACUGCAGGAACUAUGUGUUUAAGGAACAAACGCUGGAAAUCUCUGCACGAGUGUACGUUGUGGGUGCUUAACAAAUUUAUUGAGUGAAUGGAAAAACCAGGGGAGUCAAAAAUGAGCAGGAACUCUGUUUCUACUUUGGUCACAAGCCACAUUCAGUUGUAAAUCAGGCCUUUCUCGGCCUCAGGCAGCGGACUGUCUAGAAGCAGCUGUCUAGAAGCGGACUGUCUAGAGGCAGCUUCCUGACAUGACAGAAAGGUAUUUGAUACCGGAGGUUGGCAAACUAGAGCAGGCAAGCAAAUUUGGCCCAGUCUGUUUUUAUAUAAUGCAAGUCAAUAACGAAUAUUGCAUUUUUGAAGGGUUGCGAAAGAAGGAACAGGUGAUUUUAUGGCCCGUGAAGCCUAAAAUGUUUACCGUCUGACCCUUCAGAGAAAAGUUUGCCAACCUGUUUUAUACUAUUAACUAUGAGGUUAACAAAAAUUUUUACCUUUGUGCAGAAGGUAAAAAGCAUGGUUAAGGAAAAGAUACGUCCCCUCUAUACACUCCUAUAACCGUGGCAUUGCAUUUUAAAAUAAAGUCACCACCUUUUAAAAAAAUAAACUAUUUAAAUCACUGA
Messenger RNA from Hyaena hyaena (striped hyena), 2180 nucleotides. RefSeq names its product coiled-coil domain containing 43 (gene CCDC43). Lineage: Eukaryota; Metazoa; Chordata; Mammalia; Carnivora; Hyaenidae. The transcript has 5 exons. The coding region runs from base 28 to 780 and encodes 250 amino acids. The record is from RefSeq and is a predicted model, not a curated record.